Messenger RNA from Naegleria gruberi, 2394 nucleotides. RefSeq lists its product as uncharacterized. The record is from RefSeq and is a predicted model, not a curated record. NCBI's taxonomy places the organism in Eukaryota, Heterolobosea, Eutetramitea, Acrasida, Naegleriidae. Bases 1 to 2394 code for a protein of 797 amino acids. The transcript is spliced from 3 exons.
AUGCAAGUUCAACCUGUACCAGAAGAAUCCGUUAGUUUAUUAGAAAGCACACCAAAAAGAAGGAAAGGAGGUUGCAUACCUCUACAUGCAUUUGUCAUGAUAACAAUUUCUGUUUUGAUUUUGAGUGGUUGUCUUUUAGUUUGGCUUUCGUCUUUCAUUGUUUCAUCCUAUUCGAUUCAGAAUUUGAAUACGAAUUUGAUAGACGAAUCUGCACAAAAGAUUAGUAGAACACUUGAAGGUUUUUUGAGUCCAGUUGGAAAGAUAACGAGAAUGAUGGCUCGUGACUGGAAUAAGGGAGUCGUCACAGUUUCGAAUAUGAGAGACUAUUUACAUCCAAUCAUUGUAGAGUUUGGCUUCACCUCAGCUGGUUUCUUUUUCAACGAUACCUAUUCGUAUAGAUAUGCUUUUUCUGUUCAGGGAACUGUUAGUUCAUUAUUUUGGGUUUAUGUAAGACAAGAUUAUGGUCAAGUAAUUUCUUACAGAGAUAAAGUCAAUAUCACCACAGGAGACGUAAUCGUUCCAAACUUUAUCAAAGUUGUUCCUCAAGUAGUUAACACUUUCGACUAUUGGCUAUUUAUGGUAAACUAUACCAGAGACACUGGAAGCGAAGGCGCAUUUGGCGAUCCUUCUUUUGCAGCUGGUUCUGGAUUUGCUCUGACCUACACUCAAUGGGUCUAUGAUCAAUUUCUCUGGAAAAACCAAACGAAAAAGAGAUUUAUUGGUCUAGCCAAAAUCAACCUGUCACUUGACUAUAUAGUUCAGUAUCUUUCGAGUAAUAUUGAUUUGAUUGGUGAUGGUUAUGUGGUUGUUACAUUGAAUAGUGGAAUUGUAAUUGGUGGUUCAAUUAAUACAACUGUGAAUGAUGGAACGACAGUUGCGAAUAUUUUUGACAUUGAGACAAGAAAAGCGGGAAAAACAAUUAAGAAAUUUUACGAAAUGAAUGGAAAUACCUUUAAAAACUUUUCGUCGAAAAGUUUGACAGUAGAAAGUGAAGGAGUGAAAUAUAUUGUUUCACCAUUCAAGUUUAGGUAUGAAAAUUUGGAGUGGAACAUUUUCUUUGUUUUAUACGAAUCUGAUGUCAAUGCCCCAAUGGUAAUGAGUUCUUCCAUAAGUGUUGGAAUGACAGUUCUAAUUAUCAUUGUCGGUUUAGUGGCAAGUUUAUUGACUGGUUGGUUAGUGGCAAGUCCAAUGAGAUUCUUAGAGAAACAAUUCGAAUUCAUACGAGUCAUGAAAUUAGAAAAUGUCAACAUGACAAAAUCAUCCCCAUUCAGAGAAUUUCAUUCCAUUUACGGUAAUUUAAAUGAUACAGUCAUGUGGCUUAAUGAAAUUAAGGCUUUCAUUCCAGAACAUGUCUUUGCUCAGCUUAAUCAAAGUGAGGAAAUUUCACUUCCACCUCCAAAAGAAACCAAAAAGCAUGCAAAGAAAGAAACCGAAUUUGAAGAUAUGAAUGCAAGACAGUCACGUUCAAAUUUGGGUUCAAGUCAAGUUUUAAGUUCAGGAAGUGCCGUUAGCCACUUAGCAAGAAAUUCAUCAUUCAAAUCUCCUUCCAUUUUCAAGACUGGUUACUUAAAGAAGGGAUGUGCCUUUGUACAUGUCAAGUUGGAAGGUCUUUCCAAUAAGGAUACUAAUUUCAUUUCUUCCUUUUUUGAGAAAUUCAUGUCCUCAGUGGGUCCAAUUAUUAAGGUACAGCAGGCAAAUAUUCAGUUUAUUACAUGUGAUGAAUUUGAAUUCUCCAUUACAUCAAAGUAUGUGGAGGGCAAACUACUGGAGAAGACAAUCGAAUGUUGUAAUAAGAUUGUAAAGACCAUUGAUCCAAAUGAUAGAAUUCAGGCAAGAAUUGGAAUUUGCUGUGGAAUGGCUGAAGUUGGUAAUAUAGGGACCAAAACAGCAAGAUUCUACUCUGUCCAUGGUGAUGUUCCAAAUUGUGCCCGUUACUAUUCUGAUCUUGCAUGUCAAUACAAUGUCAAUAUGAUAACAGAUGACAAGAAUUUACCAUUGGACAACUUUAUCACAAGACCACUUGAUAGAAUUCAAAUUCCUUCAAAUGUAGUAUUAACUAUUUAUCAAAUAAUUGCUAAGAAAAAUCAGGAAAAUGACGAGUGGCUUUAUGAAUUGGAAAAUAAUAAGCUCAAUGACAAGUACAAUGAAUAUUCCAACAUAUUCAAAUUAUUCAGUAUCAGUGAUGAUAAUUAUGAUGUAGCUCCUCUCAUUAAUAGUGCGAAGGAAAUACUGGAUCAAUACAAACUCAAAGGUUUGGACGAAAGUGAUCUUUCCUUUUCCAAUUUGAGAAACUUGUUGCAUGUAUUGAGCCAAUCACCAAAGCAGGAAGCUCUUUCAAUACUACAAUCUUAUUCGAACACACUUGUGAAGGAAAUGAAAUCAAAUAAAUUAUAA